UUCUUCCCUGUGACCACAGCAUCAGCAAGCAGGAAAGCAGCAAAAAGCAGGCGGGGCUGGAAAUUACAAAUCGCGUUUGUGAAUUUGCAGCCGGCCAACGACCUUGGACGUCGUGGAUAUUUUGUGUUGUUGUUGUUUUUGCGCGAGCCACGUGGUAUGUGUGUGUGUGUGGUGGGGCUAAAGCAAAGAGGGCCAAGAGGAUUGAGUAGAGGAGUGAGUGGGCGGGCGGAUAUGUUCGCCCGCGGUGGCGCGAGCUAUAAAACACGCGGAGCGCCGCGGAUGAACAAUCAGAGUUGAGACGCGAGGACAGAGACGAGGCUCGCACGACAAAGUCUCCGAGAAGAAUUCCGUCAUCUCCUGGACCGUUCUCCCAUGGCAGAGACACGCACCUCCCGUCGCACCAGCGGACCGACGGCGCCGCGGCUUCCUCGGCUUCUGCUCGCCGCCGUCCUCAUCAUCAUCGCGACCACGUCGGCGACGGUGCCCGCGGAGGCGCGGAGACACCCGCCGGGCCACGCCAGCGCAGCGCCCCGCGACUCCACGUGCCGCGACCGCUCCGAGAGCUUCCUCAGACGCGAGCUGCACGGCUGCCGAGGCUCGCGGCGCCGCGCGCUGCUCAACGAGCGCCUCGUGGAGCGGCUGAGCGGAGCCGAGGUCGCGCGGUCGGACGCGGCGCUCGCCGGAGGCAGGGUCGCGGGACGCGCGCAGGGCGUUGCGGGCAAGAAUGGGAGCGGCUCGCGUUGCCCGUCGUGGAAAGGGAUCGUCGCCUCCACCGAGCUGGAGGCCCGGGCGCUGGCACCGUGGACUAUACGCGUGGACCACGACCCCAACCGCUACCCGUCGCGCAUCGCCAUGGCCGAGUGCCUCUGCACGGGCUGCGUGGAGCCGAGCGCCGGGGCGUUCGAGCGCUCCCUCGUCUCCGUGCCCGUCGUGUACCGCAUGCGCGCCCUCUACCGGCGGGCCUGCGACCCCGCGUCGCGCCUCUACGACUACGAGCGCCGCUGGGUGGACGUGCCGCUCGCCUGCACCUGCGUCGUCGCCAAGAUAGCCCCGGAGCUGCCGGCGUCUUAGACCUGCCGAAGAAACCUGCCGGUUGCCUUCACCCUACCAGGGACCACCGGUUGCCUUCACCCUACCAGGGACCACCGGUUGUCUUAACCCUACCAGGGACCACCGGUUGUCUUAACCCUACCAGAGACAACCGGUUGUCUUAACCCUACCAGAGAACCACCGGUUGUCUUAUCCCUACCAGAGAACCACCAGUUGUCUUAACCCUACCAGAGAACCACCGGUUGUCUUAACCCUACCAGAGACAACCGGUUGUCUUAACCCUACCAGAGAACCACCAGUUGUCUUAGCCCUACCAGGGACCACCGGUUGCCUUCACCCUACCAGGGACCACCGGUUGUCUUAGCCCUACCAGAGAACCACCGGUUGUCUUAAGCCUACCAGAGACCACCGGUUGUCUUAACCCUACCAGGGACCACCGGUUGUCUUAAGCCUACAAGAGACCACCGGUUGUCUUAACCCUACCAGAGAAACACCGGUUGUCUUAGCCCUACCAGAGAACCACCGGUUGUCUUAGCCCUACCAGAGACUACCGGUUGUCUUAGCCCUACCAGAGACCACCGGUUGUCUUAACCCUACCAGAGACCACCGGUUGUCUUAGCCCUACCAGAGAACCACCGGUUGUCUUAGCCCUACCAGAGACCACCGGUUGUCUUAGCCCUACCAGAGAACCACCGGUUGUCUUAACCCUACCAGAGAACCACCGGUUGUCUUAGCCCUACCAGAGACCACCGGUUGUCUUAGCCCUACCAGAGACCACCGGUUGUCUUAGCCCUACCAGAGACCACCGGUUGUCUUAGCCCUACCAGAGACCACCGGUUGUCUUAGCCCUACCAGAGACCACCGGUUGUCUUAACCCUACCAGGGACCACCGGUUGUCUUAGCCCUACCAGAGAACCACCGGUUGUCUUAGCCCUACCAGAGAACCACCGGUUGUCUUAGCCCUACCAGAGACCACCGGUUGUCUUAGCCCUACCAGAGAACCACCGGUUGUCUUAACCCUACCAGAGACCACCGGUUGUCUUAACCCUACCAGGGACCACCGGUUGUCUUAACCCUACCAGAGAACCACCGGUUGUCUUAGCCCUAACAGAGACCACCGGUUGUCUUAAGCCUACAAGAGACCACCGGUUGCCUUAACCCUACCAGAGAACCACCCAUCAGCAUCUGUACGGCCGAUUCACAGCGUAUCUCGCUCGUGAACUAGCUGGGUUAACUGGCUAAAUCCGGACGUUCCACGUCCUAAAUAAUCAUUCGUGCAGUUAAUCGAAUCCCUCCGACGAUGAACGCGCCUUGGGAGGCGUUACGUCAUCCAUGCAGCUGCUCGUUUUACAUGAGAGCAGUUUUCUUAACAGAGUCAUAAUUGGUGCUCAUAUUUGCCGCUGGUUCUGAGCAAGAGGUGGACAUUCCACGUGACAUUGCUGAACUUUCAGCCGAGUCUGAGCGAGCAAAGCGCACUGAAUCUAGUUCGUGUUUUGGUGAUCAUUUUAUACGCUGCGUUGACGAUCGCCGUGGUGCUGAGUUGUUGGGCCUCAGCAUUGACGUCCGUCUUCCUAUUUAUUUCAUUGCUACAUGUAUUUAUCUUGGAAUAGGAAUGUAAACUUUCGGGUGACAAGGUGCCCCCAAAGAUGGUGCCCGUGAGGGCCGUGUCGGAGAUGCCAGGCAGGCCCUACUGAGAUCCUGAAUUUUGAUUCUUCGUAUUCCAGCCGCAGUUUUUUUUAUUGUUAUUUAAAAACCAGAUUCCCAAGUGCAGUGAUUUUACGAUCCUCAGCCUUGUCGCUGAGAACUGCAAAAAAUAAAGGCACGAUGUUACGUUUGAUGUUCAUUUCAUCGGGCGAAACUUUGGUUUAAAAUACUGAACAGACGUUUGGUUUUGAUCGCCACGUGACGAACAGCGACACGCGGCUGCAGUGCCGGGUGAUCCUAGUUGCAAAAGUAGCUACAUAUGCGACACUUUCAAUGGUCCCGCGCGAAAAUUACUUCAAGCCAUCAAUUCUGCACUUGCUCUAUUACUAUAGUACUAGACUGCCUUCAACAUUCAUGAACGACUGGGUGUUUAAGU
Petromyzon marinus (sea lamprey) is the source of this 3130-nucleotide messenger RNA. RefSeq lists its product as uncharacterized. Gene Ontology annotation, molecular function: cytokine activity. Lineage: Eukaryota; Metazoa; Chordata; Hyperoartia; Petromyzontiformes; Petromyzontidae. The record is from RefSeq and is a predicted model, not a curated record. Gene Ontology annotation, cellular component: extracellular region. Gene Ontology annotation, biological process: inflammatory response.